AGGUGACUGUGCUUCGCCGGGGCGCGUUCGAGCUGUCUGCGGGCGGACCACGCCCCGGCCCCGGCGUGCUGAGCGCCAGGCUAGCCGGUAGCCUCGCACAAAGCCGCUACAUCCGGGCGUUCUGUUCAGUUUACAAGCCCUGCAAAGAUGGCGGCGCCAGGGAGGAGUGCAUUAUUAUCCUUCACUUCAACCGGACCCAAGACGUCGCUGGAGAACUCCAACCCGGAGGAAGACGAUGGGCAGAAUUUGUGGUCGACCAUCCUCAGUGAAGUGUCAACACAUUCAAGAUCAAAGCUACCAUCCGGGAAGAAUGUCCUGAUUAUGGGUGAAGUUGGCUCAGGGAAGACCACCUUGGUUGCAAAGCUACAGGGAGUGGACGAAUACAUGAAAGGACGUGGUCUGGAAUACCUCUACUUCAGUGUUCAUGAUGAUGACAUUGAUGACCAUACUAGGUGUAAUGCCUGGGUGUUAGACGGUGACCUUUACCACAAAGGUCUACAGGGAGUAGCUGUACCAGUGGAUGCGAUUGGCAACACAUUGCUGCUGAUAACAGUUGAUAUGUCCCGGCCAUGGAACGCCUUGGACUCGCUCCAGAAGUGGGCCGCUGUUGCUAGAGAGCACAUUGACAAGCUCCGGGUCACCCCUGAAAUACUGCGGGAGCUCGAGCACAGACUUGUAAAGCAGUUUCAAGAAUACACAGAACCUGGCAGCGGGGAGGACGGUGCCCCACAGAGGCGGAGUGAAGAGGAGGAGGGUGUGCUGCUGCCGUUGGGGGACAACACACUCACACACAACCUGGGCAUACCAGUGGUGGUGGUCUGUACAAAGUGUGACGCCAUCAGCACACUGGAGAAGGAGCACGACUACAGAGACGAACAUCUGGAUUUUAUCCAGUCUCACAUCAGACAUUUCUGCCUGCAGUAUGGAGCUUCUUUGGUUUACACAUCGGUGAAGGAGAUGAAGAAUCUGGAUGUACUUUAUAAAUAUCUGGUCCACAGACUUUAUGGUUUCCCUUUCCACUGCCCUGCACAAGUUGUGGAAAGAGACGCUGUCUUCAUCCCCAACUGUGUGGGACAAUGAGAGAAAAUCGGCAUCCUUCACGAGAACUUCCAGACAGUUAAAGCAGAAGGGCUUGAGGAUGUAAUAGUUAAACCGCCAGUCAGAAAGAUUGUACAUGAAAAAGAGAUUCAGGCUGAAGAUGAUCAAGUAUUUCUGGUCAAACUGCAGUCGUUGCUCGCCAAACAGCCCGCUGUGACAACGGGCCGGCCAGUGGACACCACCACCAGAGCCCCGAGCAAUUCUCCCAGAACGAGUAAUCGCUCUGCCGCGGCCAAUGUAGCCAAUUCAGUGCCACAAUCUGGUCAGACCAGUGAGGGGGUGUUGGCCAACUUCUUUAACAGUCUGCUGACGAAGAAGGCAGGGACGGGAGGACCUGGAACGCCAGGUGGAGGUAACAACACUCCAGGAACCGUACGCAAGUCAGGGUCGAAACUGGGCCUGAGCGAUGUGCAGGCAGAACUGGACCGCAUAUCCAGCCGGGAGACUGACUCAGACUUGUCCAACGCCAACGAGGCCGCUGACGGCCAGGACACAUGAAGAUCACUGCACGUCACCUGCGCUCCUCUCUCUCACUCCCUCUCCACCUCCAUCGUCCUUCCUACCUCCACUCUCACCUCUCCCUGUCUCCAUCACAGCGGUGCAAAGAGAAAGAGGGAAGUAGGGAAACAGAAGGGGUGGACACUUUUUUUUUUUUUUUUAAUCCCAUCGUUUUCGCUCACUCUCCUGAACAACUUGUUCUCCUUCCUGGCUGUUCCACUGAGGAUGAGUGUUUGUCAUUGUUGCCAACCAGACUGUGUGUUACAUGAGAAUAAAUGGGCAUGAGAGACCAGUGGACAAGGAGAAACAUGAGCCGGGAUCAAAAAGACUGACUAAAAGUGUGCACAAACUGGAAAUGUGUUUAAAAAUGAGAGAGGUAGGAAAGAGGCGAUGUCAUUUCCAUCCAUUUGGGGUGGUACAGUUACUGUUUUUAACUGCAGGAUUUGCUGAAGGGCACGUGUUGAAGAAACUGCACAUAGGGUACUGGAAGGAUUGUUGAAUACAUGUGAGGGCAAGUCGUGCUUGGCCAGUAAUUUGGACGGAUGAAGAGUUCCAAAACAAAAAUAUGACUGAUUUAAAACUCUACUCUUGUUUUCUAAGAUGAAGGGACGUGUGUGUGUAUGUAUGAUAGAGUGAGUGAGGUGGUUGGAGGUUAAUCAGUUAAGUUACUUCAAACUAGACCUGUAUGUUGAAACUUGUUUGCACUUUCAACAAAAGGGAAGGACAGCUGUUAAGUUUAAGAACCUCUUAAAACAGUGCAUAAGGAAUUCCCGCAUUUUGACAGCCAUUUCGAAGACACUGCAGGAUCUGAACCCUGACCGAGACUACACUACAGAAUGUCACAGCCAUGCAUUAGCUCCCCUCUAUGGUAAAACUGUUCAAACUUGUAGAUAACUGACAGGGCACUAUAAAAAGGGAAUGUGACCGCGUGGGAGGGUAGCUGAGCUUUAAUUGUACAAACAUAAGCGUUAGUGAAAUUCCAUAGUUGGUGUGGGGAGGGGAUGUGCAGGGGGUCAGACCUUAAGGUUAUGUCAAGGUUGUACAGUCAUUGUCUUGCUGAUUGGUCCUGUUAUUUCAGAGCUCUGUGUUGGCGUUUGUAUAAUCAGAUCUGUUAAUCAGUCUAAUAAAAGGUGUAUUUAUUCGGAUUCA
Messenger RNA from Thalassophryne amazonica, 2745 nucleotides. It is a transcript of the gene dync1li1, whose product is annotated as dynein, cytoplasmic 1, light intermediate chain 1. Gene Ontology annotation, biological process: microtubule-based movement; microtubule cytoskeleton organization. Lineage: Eukaryota; Metazoa; Chordata; Actinopteri; Batrachoidiformes; Batrachoididae. Gene Ontology annotation, cellular component: centrosome; cytoplasmic dynein complex. The record is from RefSeq and is a predicted model, not a curated record. Gene Ontology annotation, molecular function: dynein heavy chain binding.